AUCAAUAGCUUGACAGACAGCUUUGAAAAAAUGUCUUUGUAUGCGUAUAAUUGAAGAUAUCUGAACAUUAUAAAUGGGAUUCCAGAUAAUGUCUCAAGUCAAAUAAAAAAUUAAGUAACUAAUUGUUAUGUGGUUUCAUUUUCAUCUAUUAAAGUUCUAAAUAAGAUAAUUUUUUAAUCCUACUAUCUAAUAUGGACACCUCAGUAGGAAGGAGAAGAGUUCAUCGAACAAUCGAGUAUACUGAGUUGGAUUCAGAUUAUCAACACGAUGUUAGCAUGUACAAAAAGAGCCCUGGAAACGAAAUUGCCCUCAGUGUAUUCGAAGAAUUAGCCUUAGAACGACUUCAGUUGUUACGGAUAAUGGAAGAAGCUUCGAACAAAGGCCACAGACAAUAUUCAGAGGAGUGGAAAAAGUAUAUCAAAGAAGAGCUUGCUAAACAGGGUUUAAGAAAGUAUCUAAGGUUGUUAGGUGGUUACUGCAGUCAAACAGAACAAGAUGUUCAAGCAAGAAAAGCAGAUCAUGUUUCCCAUUUUAUUCUAAGAUUAGCUUAUUGUCGAUCUGGAGACUUACGAAGAUGGUUUUUGACCAGGGAAAUGGAGUGGUUCAAGUUUAGAUUUUUGGUUCAAACUCAACAGGGAAUAAUGAAGUUUCUGCAGUUAAAUAAUCUAACUUAUAUACCCAUUCCAAUUGAUCUUAAAGAUAAAUUGAGACAAGAUUUGUUUGAUUCCACCCCAGGUGUGUCUGAAAGAGAUUUUAAUUCUGUCGACUUCUAUAAAGUACCAUUUGCUGAAGUUUUGUCUUUAGUAAAAUAUAGAAAAGUAUUUGUGCAAAAAGGUUACGCCUAUAUUCCUACCAGCGAUUUGAUAGUGUCUAUUCAAACCCAGUUUCGUGCAUCUCUAAGCGAAUCAUUAUGUGUAUACAAUCAACGUUUGCCAAAUUUGGACGAUGAUAGACUGAAUAGUUUGUUAAGUAAUCUCCAUCAUGUUCAUACAGGUAAAACAUAUGUAGUCGACGAAAAUAGAGAAGGUGUACACCCAGCGAAUCUGGAUUCUUACUCUAAGGAACAUUUUCCUUUGUGUAUGAAAACUUUAUUCACUAACUUUAGGACUGCUCAUCAUCUUAAACAUGGAGGAAGACUACAGCUUUUGCUUUUUUUAAAAGGAAUAGGCUUGUCUUACGAAGAUACCAUGAACUUUUGGCGUACCGAAUUUACGAAAAAUUCCAAUAUAGAUGAUAGUAAAUUCCAAAAAGAAUAUGCAUAUAUGGUUCGCCAUUCCUUUGGUAAAGCAGGCGGUAUGAUAAAUUAUUCUCCGCACAGUUGUAUUAAAAUUAUAAUGUCCAGUAUUGGGCCAGGAGAACAUCAUGGAUGUCCGUUCAAGCAUUGGGAUGCAAAUAUUAUGAAACAGAAGUUGCUGGGAGAAUAUGGAUUAGGAACGCAAAGUGUAAAUUCGAUUAUAGAAUUGGUAAAUGGAGGACAUUAUCAGAUUGCCUGCAGCAAAUUUUUCGAGUACACCCACAAUCAACCCCCGUCAAACAUGAUCAGUCAUCCCAACCAGUUUUUCACAGAAAGUUUGAAUUUAGCCAAAGAAAAACAGGAGGCAAAAAAGAAUUAAAAGAUUACUUACCGUUUGUGGUUUUUAUUCAGAAUUGUAUAUAUAUUUUUUUAUUUAGAAUAAUUGUAUAAUUUUUUAUUUAUAUUUGUCGUUUUUAAUGUUUUGGUAGAAUAAAUUACAUAUUUUUAAAUAA
Messenger RNA from Psylliodes chrysocephalus, 1746 nucleotides. The record is from the annotation of a GenBank genome assembly. Lineage: Eukaryota; Metazoa; Arthropoda; Insecta; Coleoptera; Chrysomelidae.